ACAUUAAUUAGUUCACUGUUGACAACCGCGGUGCGCGAGCGCAAGCACACCACUCCACGACCAUUCGCCGAGGCGGACGCAAUGGCGGCCAGUUAUUUACUCUUGCUGUGUGUAGUCUCAGCGUUUGCUGAGCCGACUCCAGGCAGAAUUCCAAAGGUGUACAACGCUCUCAUCACGUCGAACCAAAACUUAGAACCCAGUAAAGCUUAUCCAGUGUACCAACCAGUAUUGCGCAGUGCGGCCUUCCCUUUCCCUUUACAAUCAGUCUUCUACGGUGACUUACCAUUGACAAAUGGUUUUCUACCUCCAGCUGCCCUACCACCUUCAGCUUUCCCGAAGGAAUUAACACCAAACGCUGAACCAGUUCCUGCUGCAUCACCUUCAUCGGAGAAUCCUCAGGAAGCUCCUUCAACAGAAAGUCCACCGGCUUCGAGCAGCGCGGAGCCAAUUUCGCCCGAUUCAACAAACCAAGCCACAGAGUCUCCAUCUUCGCCACCAAAAACCGAAUCUCCCAUACCGCUUAACCAAUUCGGAUUACCACCACAAGUCAUCCCACUCGGAAACUUCGCAUCUGGCUAUGAAUUUACGCACAUCAAUACUUUUCCUUACCCGUAUCCUGGACUACGAUUCUACGACGCUUACGAUCCAUUCUUGUUCAAUCCUUACGCUAGCUUCCCAUUAUACCGGCCAUAUACGAAUUUUCUAGCUCCAUUACCAGCUGGCCCUGGUCCUAUCGCCCCGGAGAGUCCAAAGCCAGCGUCCUCUCCAGAAAGCUCAGAAGCAUCUUCUACUCCUCCACCAGAACCUAGUGAUCUUAACAUUCUAAACUACUCGUCUAAAGAUCCUGCUAUACCUAAUGUACCUCCUCCGCCUUUACCCAAGGGAGGUUUGAAAACUGACGACGUGUAAGGCUUCUGUGAAUAGAAUCUAAUUUAUGCUUUUGAUACUUAAUUAUUAUUAAAAUAUGUGAUAUAAAAAAAUCUCAUUAUAACGUAUAAUAAUACUCGUUUAUAUGUAUAAGGACGGAAGAAUUUGUAUUCUAAAACAAAGUUCCUCGUUGUGAUUAUAUUUUUUUGCUUUGUUUUAAUAGAUAUGUAAUUCAGGAAAACAUUAGAUACAAAGUAAACGUAUAAGUUUUUAUAGUGACUAGUAUUGAUGAUAAAAAUAUGUUAAAUAAAUUAUUUUGUAAA
Molecule: messenger RNA, 1190 nt
Organism: Colias croceus (clouded yellow)
Lineage: Eukaryota; Metazoa; Arthropoda; Insecta; Lepidoptera; Pieridae
Product: vegetative cell wall protein gp1
Exons: 3
Coding region: 82-909 (275 amino acids)
Source: RefSeq, a predicted model, not a curated record